Mesorhabditis belari is the source of this 603-nucleotide messenger RNA. Lineage: Eukaryota; Metazoa; Nematoda; Chromadorea; Rhabditida; Rhabditidae. The record is from the annotation of a GenBank genome assembly.
AUGUCGUCGAUUUCGAAUUUUCCCAGAGGUCGACCAUCUGGAAAUUGGCUAACGAGGAUAUUCCCCCCAAUAACGUCUAGAACGAUCGUAGGGCAUUACAUUCCUGUUUCUGGAGCGAUUUCGCAUACACUUUUCUCUAUUCACAUCUUUAACCCAGCAAUUGUUACGAAGUAUUUCCCAGUUGGCGAGCUUGCCGUUUCGAAUACGAUUCUUUUCAACGCAAAUAUUGGAAUUGGUUUCUAUAUUUUCUUUCGACAACACAUGUCCAAGCUAAGCUCAUGGCAACGGGUCGAGUUUUCGGUGUUUGCCUCUACAAUGUUCAACUUUGGUUCAUUACUGACAGCCGUUCUCGUCAAAGCACUACUACCAACAAAAACAGCAGCCUGGAUCAAAACUGUGUUGGCCACCUCGUUGAGCUUUCUUCUAUUGAGGACGGGCAAAAAAUAUUUGAAGUACAUUGACCUUCGAUCGGCAAGCUCGCGACGAACGUCUCCGAUCAGGAAUAAUCUUACAGUUCAGCAACCGACCUAUCCACACCUCCUCCAAACCGGUGACAACGGUUUUAUUCAGAUUCCCCCGAAAAGUGUCACCGAAAUAUCCACU